CUUUUCUCUCUCUCUCUCUUUUUAUAUAUAUCACUUGAACUAUGCCUAACGCAAGAAAAAAGAAAGCUGCUAAAAACGAAGACUUUAAAAAAACCAAAUUAAAAGUAGGCAAAAAGAAAGCUAUACCCGAUAAUUUCACAGACACUUCAUUUAAAUCAAAAAGCAUUGUACUUCCUAAUCAAAGUAUCACUGAAGAUAAAUCACAUGAAAUCACAACCAGUCGAAACUUGACACUUGCAGACCUUGUUGUUCAACUUAAGCAUUAUAAUGCAGGUGUCAAAAAAGAGGCAUUACAAGGCUUGACUGAUCUUUGCUCAAGUCAUCCUCGAUUAUUAGUCUCUUCUUUAGGUCUUGUUGUCAAUGGUGUCUUGAAGUUAUUUGUAGACAAUGACCGUGAAGUAAGAAAGGCAACACUCAACUUUUUAAAAGCAACAUUUGUGGAUCUGGAUUCUGUUGAAUUACAACCCUUUAUGUCAUUACUUGUCAUUUAUACCUGUUCAGCCAUGACACAUAUCUUUGAAGAUGUACGCUUGGAUGCUGUUAAAUUGAUGGAUUUAUGGUUACAGAUCUCACCUUCUAUCAUUGUCACCAAAUUCUGGUCUCGCAUCACGGGUAAUUACAUGAGUUUAUUGACAGUGGAUGGGAAUGCUAUUCAGAACACAGCAACAGAAUCAACAACAACAACAGGGACAGCCACGACUGCUUCUAUUAAAGCAGCUGCUACUAAAUCUCAUUUACAUAUCCACAAGAACAAAUUGAGUUUGUUGAGUAGUUUAAGCAAGUUUUUAGAAGCUGGAUUAUCCAAAGACCACCAUGAUCCUUAUUGGUUCUUAUUGAACUAUCUUGAUAACAAGCAUGCUAAACAAGGCUUUCAAAACAAAAUGAGACAGUACACAACUGCCAAUGAUACCAUGGUGCAGUGGGAUCCCAAGAAACACAAUGCUUAUAUGCCGACACAUGCCAUGGUACAUGCUGUCUUGCCUUCAUCAGCUACAUUUUCACAUUUGCAUCUGUUUGAUACAUCAGGUCCUAAAUCGAAUGGACAACCCAACACAUUAGAAACACAGGCUGAAUUCAGUCUGGAAGAAAGACUGGGUCAUAUCAAGGAACUUAUCGAGACAUUUCAACCUCGUUUGGUAGCUGCUUGGUUAGAAGCAGCACCUUCUGUGUUUAUGUCUACCAGUUCUAUUGCUAUCACACCUGCACUUGAACUGUUGCAUGAAAUACUUACCUUGUCACUUGUGUUAUGGCGAGCCAUGGUUGGAUCCGAUAUUAUUCGCCUUGUGUCUCAAGAUUGGCUGAACAUGUAUUUACAGCAACUCUUGAAGCAUUUGACAGUCUAUUUCCCUUAUGGCGCUGAUGCUCUAGGUAACCGUGGAUCCAAAGUGGACGAUAAGCUACAGGAAAUGAACAUCAUGUUGUGCGAAUUGACUUCGUUGUUCCUGUUGGCUCGUACUAUUCUACAACCAUCUGUGACUGAGGAACCUAGACAGAAGCGUCGUAAAUUAGAGAGCGAGGAUCAAGUACCUUCAUGGGCAGAAACAGUAGUUCAGUAUGUGUUGGGUGUAUUAGGCUACCAUGAAGAUCAAGAUGGCAUGACGAGUGCAAGCAGUAGUUUCCGUACAGAUCACCUUGUGUCUUUAUUGCCUGCCAUUUGGGGCUUUUUGAAUUGUUUGACGAAUGAAGAGAGUGUGACGCUAUUUAAGGCGACUGUUCAAUACUAUCAUACAUGUCAACCCAAUGCUGCAUCAAGAAAAGUCUUGUUGGAUUUCAUCACAAGAGCCUACAUGGUUCAAUCAACACCUAGUUAUCAUGGACAAUUCAUGAUCACAAAAGAUUCUGAAUUAGCUCGUCUCCUAAAAGAAUGGCUGCUUGGUCUGCCUAAAAUGUUGUGGCAAUUAAGAGCAAAUCAUAUAGAAACCAGUCGAGCCAUUCUAAAUGUGAUGUGUGAUAUCGCAAAGCGUGCUGACAAAGAUGUGUUUGAUUUCGAUACACUCAGACAAGUGGAAACAACCCUGGUACCUUUCUUUUUUGUUCAGUUAGCUAAAGGACCCUUAUUUGGCCCUUUUAGAGAUUUGCCAGCUGAUGUUCAACAGCGAGCACUUGAUUAUGUAAAUUAUCUGGGUAGUCCAUCAGAGAAGAUGUCACUGGCUAUUCAACAAUGUAAAAAAUAAAAUCUUUAUUGUUCAAGUUCUGCUUGUGUCUUUGUCUUGAGUGUCAAGGCAUGUAAACCCUUGUUUUGGAGUUCAUCGUUAAGUAGGUUGUAAAUCAAGCGAUGGCGUUGCAUCAAAGACUAUGUUUA
Molecule: messenger RNA, 2302 nt
Organism: Gilbertella persicaria
Lineage: Eukaryota; Fungi; Mucoromycota; Mucoromycetes; Mucorales; Choanephoraceae
Product: Rix1 complex component
Exons: 8
Coding region: 42-2174 (710 amino acids)
Biological process (GO): rRNA processing
Cellular component (GO): nucleus
Source: RefSeq, a predicted model, not a curated record